This is a messenger RNA of Haliotis rufescens (red abalone), 5478 nucleotides long. Its product is annotated as FHF complex subunit HOOK interacting protein 2A-like. NCBI's taxonomy places the organism in Eukaryota, Metazoa, Mollusca, Gastropoda, Lepetellida, Haliotidae. The record is from RefSeq and is a predicted model, not a curated record. Bases 119 to 2458 code for a protein of 779 amino acids. The transcript has 18 exons.
ACAGGAAGUUAUCUUCUACACCCAGUUUCAAUGUUUUGAUUUUUCCGUUCACUGAGAAUGACAAGUGUGUAGAAGAAUUGUCUUAAUUUCCGAAGAUUUCCAGCUACGACCGACCCAAAUGCAGAAGAAAAUGUUCACCAAAUUUACCACUCUUAUACAGCAUGCCGUGGACUCGUUUGCUCCGAACUUGUCCCUGCAGGAGGAGUUCAUCCAUCACUGGAAGGCCGUCACCAGCUACUUCGUCGAUAACAAAGGUGAGCGCGGGCAUGUGGAGCAGACCCAGAUACCAGGGCACCUGGACCAGAUGAUGCGGAUCCUGUACGAGGAGGAGGGGCUGUCCCUGGAGAGCGGCACCACAGGCCCGUGUCUGGAGUACGUCCUGCAGCACAAGCUGAUGGAGACACUCUACACGCUCGGCAGGACGGAUCACCCGCCUGGGAUGAAGCAGAUCAUCCUCAGCUUCUUCACCAAGAUGUUGUCACGCAUCAAGCACCCGCUCCUGCCGCACAUCAACGUACACAGAGCUGUGCAGCGCCUGGUGAAGACUUGCGGGGAAGUGAGAGCUGCCCCCACUGAGAAGGAGGAGAUUGAGUUUCUGUGUACUGUUUGUGCCAAGAUCAAGACUGAUCCAUACCUAGUCAACUUCUUUAUUGAGGCUCCAGGAAAGUCUCAAGACAAGGGUCGUCCUUCUCUACCACUGAUGGUGUCGUCUCAGCCGACGGCCACAAACAACCUGGAGUUCUGUCUUGUGGAUGCUCUCAUCUCUCUCAUGUCUAGUCCAGAUGCGCGCAUCUCGGUGAAGGCAUGUGAAGGUCUGAUGCUGUGUGUGAGUCUCCCCGAGGAGUCGGCCGCCAAGUGUAUUGUCGCAGACACCAAGUUCUGUGGACACCUCACGGAGAGGCUCUGUCAGCUGUACGAAGACCUACCCACCGUCAUCAGUCCAGCAGACAUCGACUCUGUGGAUGCCAAGUGGGGUCUGGAUGUUUUCACUGAGCGAGAAGACCACCAGUCUUUCAUUGGCAAGCGCACAUUGAUAUCAUUCUUGUCGUGGUUGGAUUAUUGUGACCAGCUCAUCUCCAUUGCCAACCCCCUGGUAGCCUGUGCCUUAUCCACCUCCAUACAUGUGGAGCUGCUGAAAGGGAAGAUGCAGCCUCUCAUCUUACAAACGUGUGAGACUGGUGCUAUAAUGGCAACGUGCUACCUCACCCGCUGUCUGAAGACAGUAUGUUCCCAACCACUACUUACAGAAUUUACUCAUUUCAUUCUUGGGAAUGAAUCGGAGCCAGAGAAGCCCUCUGAGAGUGUCCACAAGAUGCGCCGAACUCUGAUUGAACGUUGUAACCACAUUUCAGAAGAGGUUUGUCUGUCCACAAUGAAGCUGUUUGACAUGCUACUCCAGAAAGAGGAUGCUCACAUCUUCCAGAACUUGUUCCUGCGGAACCUCCUAGGACGGUGCUACAUGAAGCCACAGGCUAGUUCCAAUCAGUCACAAGAUGGAAGUGGCUCCACGGAAACACAAGAUGCUAGUGUUCCCACAGAAUCCAAAGAUGGGAGUGGUCCCACAGGAUCCCAAGAUGGGAGUGGUCCCACGGGAACUCAAGAUGGUUCCACAGAAACACCAGCUGCAGAUGAGGAGGAUGGAGGCAUGGAUGCUGCCUCCAGUCAUGUGAAGGAUGCAGAUAGUUGUAAAGAAGAGCAAGAUGAAGAGAAUAAGGAAAGGACAGCUCCAGAUUCCCAAAGAAAAGGAGAUUCCCAUGAUAAAGCUGCAGUGGAAAGUCUACCAACACCAAAAGACUCAGCAUAUGUACGACCUGAAGUUCACAAGGUCGUCAACAGUUUCCUGACCAUGCUGCCAGAGGAAGCUAAGUCUUCGUACCAGACAGCGGACAGUGGGUACGACAUGUAUCUCCGUGAUGCCACAAGACAGUUCAGCUGUGUGGAGCAUGGGAGCAAGUCCUGGGGGUGGCCUGUCAAGCCGGUACGGAUGGAGCAGUACAAGAUGGAUGUGUUCUACGAGGGAGACUUCCUCCACAUGCUGCUGACAAGGCUGAGCAAGCUCCUCAAACAGACAUACACCAUAAACCUAGUGCUGACAUCUGUGAUAGCCAGAGUGGCCCUUGUACCACACCCAAACCUUCACGAGUUCCUACUGGACCCAUUCCUACCGGCCAACAACAGUGUUCCCACACUCACCAGUGUGUUGAAGAAGGUUGCUGGUGAGAUCCAGGUCUACCUCAAGACUGAACCUCAUUUUUCUGACAAACUGGUGGUUGCUAGGAAACAACUUCUGGGCGUCAUGGAUACAAUGCACAGUGUAAGGAGCUCGCUCGUAAAGAGUGAUUCAAUCGGGUUUGACGAUCAAAGUCAACUAGAAGCCAUCAUUGUGAUCGAGGAAUUCUGUAAGGAGUUGUCAGCCAUUGCCUUUGUGAAGCAUCAUGCCGCAGUGACCAGGACAUAAGAGGUAGGACAGAGGAGGACAUUGACUUGGACAACGACACACACUGACCAGCUAUCAGAGUCACUCAUGUGGUUACACAUGCAUUUACUGGGACAGUACUCUGCAAAGACAUCUCCACCCUCAUACACCUGUUGUAGUUGUGGUUGUGGUGAUGGUGGAUGGAAGAUGAAGAUGUUCUUGGACAUGGGAGGACAGGCGGACAGGGGGACACUGACCAGCUAUCAGAGUCACUGUUGUGGUCCAACACACAGUUACUGGGACAGGACUCCUUCAAAGAAUGUCAAGGACAUCUCCCCCAUCAUACGCCUGUUGUGGUAUCAUCAUCGAUGAUGGUGGUGGGAAGAUGCAGAUGAAGAUGUUCAGACUACUAUUUCAGGCAUUCUUCCUGGUAUUGGUAAUCAUUCUAGAAUAACCUUGUAUUUCUCCCCAAAUUGUUAAGAGUUUAGGCCAUUAUGAAUGUUUUGUCUCCUUUCAUUUAAAUCUACCCAUCAUCUACAGAACUAGAAAUGGCCAUUCAGUGUUAAAUAAUGUUAUCAGGCUUAAGAUGAGAGGCAACAACUGUAUUAAGGUCAAUUCUUUUACACCACAGUCACAUCUUUUGUGUAAGAUGGUUUCUUUCCUGUCACAACAACGUUAUAGAAUCUCAAAAAGGUUUCAGGCUAUAUGCGAAAUGAAUUGGUCACAUCUACAAGAUAUCCUUGUGCUUGGACAAAAGUUCAUCAAUAAUAACCAACAGAUGCCACCUUAUUAAAUUUGCAUCUGAAGAGUAAAAACCAAUUGUUGGUGUUAGUAGUGAUGAGAGGGUGACCUCACUGCAUCCUCCAUCCUUCACUAACUGAUACUGUUUAUCGUCAUGAUGGGGAGUUUGGCCAGCAACUGUUGAUCAUCGAUCAGAAUCUAGAUCCAUUUAACUGUGACAGUUAAUGCAUCAGCAUGAGCUGAACAAUUGCUCAGACGGACCUGUGUGUCCUGACAUUGUGUUUUCAAGUAGGAUGUUCUGAGCUGAUUUCACAAAAGUAUUGUCCUAAAAUAUGAUUCAUCCAUUAAGCAAAUCCAAAACAGGAAAAUUGGGCACUUAGUCUCUGGGCCACCAGCAGAAUAUGUAAGGUUUGACUAUUAAGCUAUCUCCAUUGUUUAAGGGGAAGAUGUCUUAUUCAGCUUGGUGUAAUGACCAAGAGAGCCGCCAGAUGUCUUCUGGUAGAGCAUGUAGAUAACUGGAUUCACCUAAAGGGAGCCCAGUGCGCUCAUACACCAGGGUUUUACAUGAUGCAGAAACCUGCAUCCAAUACCCACAAAUGUCUAGAAUGGAUGAAGAAAAGAAAUGUAGUGCAUCCUGUGGGACGCAAGGUAAUAUUCAUUCUACCAAAUUCUUGGCAAGAAAUAUUAAGUUCUUGUAAUUGAUGGAAUUAUCAAAUCUUACCGUACAGUAUUCUACACAAUCUCAUUAGUUUACAGGGCUCUCAUAUAUCCUGUAAUGAUCCUUGAAAUAAGUUAUUGGUUCCCAUAGACCCCUAUUUUUUUUUGUAGGUCAAGGUAAAACUCUGAUUUCACUCUGCAGAGCUUUUUCUAUGCUGGGCCAAGUUCCACUUACCGUGGGUUUGAAUCUCUGAUUAUGAUCCUUGGUUUGUCAGCACCAUAUCCUGGCUUUCCCCUCACAUGAAGCUUCCAUGCCGUGAUGUAACUGAAAUAUUUUUCAAAGCAACAUAAAACCAAAUAAACUUGCUCCAUUAUCCACCUGAGACCAGGAUCACCCAUAGCUUCAUGCAUGUGUCCGAUCCACCCGACACCAGGAUCACCUAUAGCUUCAUGCAUGUGUCAGAUCCACCCGACACCAGGAUCACCCAUAGCUUCAUGCAUGUGUCCGGUCCACCCGACACCAGGAUCACCUAUAGGUCCGAUCCACCCGACACCAGGAUCACCUAUAGGUCUGAUCCACCCGACACCAGGAUCACCCAUAGCUUCAUGCAUGUGUCCGAUCCACCCGACACCAGGAUCACCUAUAGGUCUGAUCCACCCGACACCAGGAUCACCUAUAGGUCUGAUCCACCCGACACCAGGAUCACCUAUAGGUCUGAUCCACCCGACACCAGGAUCAUCUAUAGGUCGGAUCCAUUGUGGCAUCAAGAUGAAGCAGAAUUGGUUGCUGUUAUUGGGUAUGUUGGAAUGAAUUUAAGACCAAACUGAUUUACAGACUCAUUGUCUUUUAUUCUUUCAAUGUGACAUUUCAGUGCAUGUGAUAGAUAUGUCAGUCAUGUCUUCAUUCAUACUUCAGCUAAAAUGGAGCCAUUUAAACUCAGCCUUAUAGGAAUGGGUAUUGAUAAUGCCAGAGACAAAAAUUGGCACACUUGCAUUAUACCGGCUACCUGUUUUGCCAUAUUUGUUGUCAGUGAAAGUGUAGCUAUUUGAAAAAUUGUGGGAUAUAGCUCAAAAUUAGCUGAACAUUACCCCGCUUGCAUUUGAAUGGGUAAAUAUGAUAAAACUUUUGAAAUUAAUGUUUCAAGUUGCAUACGGCGUGCAGCAAUCUCAUCCGUUACAUGCAUCAGACAUGUAUGUUUUAUUAACUUUGGUAACUGAAAAUUAGAUUUACUUACGGAAGCUUUUAACACUCUAAACCCUAAACCCCAUGUUAAUCUGGCAAGCCAGCUAAAAGUGGCAGCUAUUUAGAAAGUGGUAUGAAGGAUGGAGCCAACACACAUCCCCUACCAAAGGACAGAAAUGACAGAAAUUAUGCGGCAUACUGCAAUCUGCCCCAAAGAUUGAAUUUUCUGUUAUGCAAUAUAUUUGGAAACAAUCAUGUCACAAUGAUGACGAAUGCUUGAACAUUCAGGUUCAGAGAACAUGUCCUGAUUCAUAUACUUCUCAUGACUAUAGUUAAUAUGUCAUGGCCAUGAUAGAAAGCUUAAAUCACGUGGAAAAAAAAAAUAUAUAUAAGUGUAUAUAUAUAUAUAUAGAAAAAGCACAGUAAAGUUCUAACUCUCAAACACAAUAUAAUAAUAAUAAAAUAAGUGGAGGAAGAUUGA